Molecule: messenger RNA, 846 nt
Organism: Colletotrichum spaethianum
Lineage: Eukaryota; Fungi; Ascomycota; Sordariomycetes; Glomerellales; Glomerellaceae
Exons: 3
Coding region: 1-846 (281 amino acids)
Source: RefSeq, a predicted model, not a curated record
AUGCCCGACACCCUGAAAGUCAUCGAGGAACGACUCCAACUACGCAUACAAGCCCAAGGGAACUUCCAGAAACAAUGGGCACUCGAGGAGGACUUCGAGAACGCUCUCAAGGAGGAAAGGAGCAUCAAACCUGGGAAGCCCACUAAGAUAGUAGCCGUGGGACGGAAGCAACCACGACGACCCAGAUUUUCUCCUCCAAAACUCGGGUUCAGGGAACCCACACCCCAGGAGUCGAUUGAAGUACUUGGCGAGAAAACAAGCUCUGAAGAAGAACAUGAGGAAUCGCUUGAUGAGUUCGAACCCUCGAGCAAGCUCGAAAGAAAGGCUGCCAAGCAACUCAUGGAUCUCAGAAGAUCAAGCCAAACCUCUACGCAAUCGACAUCCUACAAGGAUAUUGAGAAGAAAACCAGGACGAUUACAUUCACACCAUUCUCAGAAGAAGAAGAAUCCUCUGACGAAUCGGACCCUGGACGAGAAGUCUUCCGUGAAAGGGAAGCACAGCUCUACGAGGCCAACCAAAGCCCAACUCAUUACGACCCGGACGAACCAAUAGCUGCGCAAGCGAAUGUCGACUUCAGCGACGACCCGAUGGUCAAAAGGGCUUGGCCCACCAAAAAGGACUACCCUGAGUACCGACCACAGUACGAAAAGAAUGAGGACGAUCAAGAAGUCUGGUUCUAUGGAACAGACGAUACCGGAAUCGACGGGAAACCAGUAGUAUCCGUCCUAGAGGAACCUAUAUUCGGAGACCACGAGUACCUCGACCAAAAACACGCACGCCACACCGAAUCAAGGAAUUCAAAGCGAGCUGUCCGGAACACCCGGUUCUGUGCUACAACGGACUGA